Molecule: messenger RNA, 1138 nt
Organism: Corythoichthys intestinalis (scribbled pipefish)
Lineage: Eukaryota; Metazoa; Chordata; Actinopteri; Syngnathiformes; Syngnathidae
Gene: tmem220
Product: transmembrane protein 220
Exons: 6
Coding region: 311-949 (212 amino acids)
Source: RefSeq, a predicted model, not a curated record
GUUAAACUUUAUUCAUUUUACUUACAUCCAAGUGUUUUAAUAAUUGAACGUUUUCAUUUAACAUUGUGUUAUUUAUUUUGGGCGGUAUCGACGCAACACAGACUCGCUGGCCAAAACAAACCCGGAAGUGAGGUUGAAAAAAAAAAAAAAACAUAAACUUUGCACUUUAGACCCAGGCCAUGCUCUGGUUCAUUGGACGUAAAAAGAUCACUUUCACGUUUGCUUCAACACUCAUAUUUUGAGUACUAAUUCCCCCAUCGCGUUUGAGAUCAAAAUGUAAAAUUGCGUCCCUUCUGGACAGUCGCGACAUAUGAACCAAACAAAAAUGGAAUUCAAAGAAAAGGGAAAUUACAGUCGAAUCCCAACUGGGGACUGUACGGGAACGCUUGAAAAGGGGCGCCUUGACGUCCCGUGCGGGCGGCCAGAGAAGGCAAUGGGACUUCAAGUCAGCGCGUACACUGCGACCACCUGGAUGCUUGUUGUUUGGCGUGCUUGCAAUGGGAUGAUGUCUUUAUUCUUUGGCUUGGCUACGUACGUACAGAUCAACGACCCGGACGCAGCCUUGUGGAUGUUCGGUUACGGCAUCCCCGCCCUCCUCUGUGCGCUCAUUGGCCUCAAACCCCACGUGACAGAAAUGUUGCCAUGGAGACGUGUAGCUGACCUGCACAUCAUGCUGUGCACUGGGAUGCUUCUGAUCAUCGGAUGGAAGCUUUAUGGACUGAACAUGUCUGGUGUCUUCCAAGAAGAGGAGGCCAGAGAGUUUGGUGGUGUGGUGUUGACAGUGUUGUGGCUUCUGCUGUGUCGUCACUCCGGAAGGUCGGCGGUGGGUAAACUGAGAGUGUCGGCAGCCAUCCUCGUCACCCUUUUCCCGUUUGUAAGCUGGUUUUACUUCCACGCUCACGAGGAACUGCGAGCUAACUGGCCAUCCCACUGCAAGACUGCACUUUGACAGCAACAAAGCCACACUUCAUUGUCUGUAUGACUGAAAAUUAUGGACCAAUAACUGCUUGAUGAAGCAAGAUGUGCUGUUUUGAGCUAUAAUUGUCUCAUUAAAUUUAGCAGUAUUUUUUGUGAAAUAAGAUGAUAUACCUUGUCCCAACGUUUUUUACAUUGUGCUAUAAAAAUAAAUACAUCUAUC